AUGGCCGCCGGCGGAGCGCGCGUGGAGUCCGGGGCUGACCAGUACCGGGCCGAGGUGGAGAGGCUGACGCUGGAGCUGGCCGAGGCCAACCGGGAGAAGAUCCGGGCCGCGGAGUGCGGGCUGGCCGUCCUGGAGGAGAACCAGGCGCUCAAGCACAAGUACGCCGAGCUGGAGACCGACCAGGAGACCCUGAGGAAGGAGCUGGAGCAGCUGCAGGAGGAGGGGUGCCAAAUCAACGAGAGGGAAAGCGCAGAUGGAAACUGGAAUUGCUUCUGGGGCCGAGUGGAAUAG
Menidia menidia (Atlantic silverside) is the source of this 291-nucleotide messenger RNA. NCBI's taxonomy places the organism in Eukaryota, Metazoa, Chordata, Actinopteri, Atheriniformes, Atherinopsidae. The record is from the annotation of a GenBank genome assembly.